AUGUCGAGCAGAUGUUUCUUCGCCCUUGCGGCGCUUUCGGUCUCGAGCAGUGCUGCUUGGACUAGCUCCCACAGCUUUAACUACAACGCCCUUAGCUUGAGGGAAGUUGGUGCCCGCAACACAGAGGACUGGAGGAUUUGGCUCGAAAAGGACGGUGACCCCAUUUCCUUUUGGCAUGAUGUGCCAGUCUGGCCGGAUGAGAGCAACAAGCAAGUGGUGAAUCUUGUGGUUGAAGUACCCAGAUGGCAAGACGGCAAAAUUGAACUCAAGAGGAGCGAGCCUCUAAAUCCUAUCGUUCAUGACUCUCUUAAUGGCGCUCCUAGAUAUGUGGAGAAUGUGUGGCCACACAAAUCGUACCCUUUCAUCUACGGGUCUAUCCCUCAAACCUGGGAAAGUCCGAACUACAAUCACUCUUUUACCAGCCUGUUGGGGGACAACGACCCCGUAGAUCUCUUCGACAUCGGUCAAGACCGCGGCUACGUCGGUCAGGUGAAACAAGUCAAGAUUCUCGGUGGCCUUGCCUUAGCUGAUGGCAACGAAACCGAUUGGAAGAUUCUCGGCAUCGACAUCAAAGAUCCCAUGGCGUCCAUCAUCAAUACGUUCGAAGAUGUUGAAAAGUAUCGCCCUGGGACCAUCAAGAUAUUCCGAAACUGGUGGACUCACUAUAAAGUAGCUCGAGGGGAUCCAGUCAUCAACAUCAUCGGGGACUGGUACCAGAAUGUCACCUACAUGCAAAGCGUCGUCGAGGAAAGCCACAAGACUUGGGCGGAAUUGAUUAGAGGAGAGGUCGACUCCAAUGAAAUCAAUUACAACCAGACCUCUCGGCCAGACGUCGCAAACAGCUUUAUAAAUAAAGCGACAACAACCGCCGAAUUCAACAUCCCAGCAGAGAGCAGAAUCGAUCCUGCUGCUCCAAGGCCAGAAAAGGCCGAUCGCUGGUAUUACCUGGACAGUGACGCCGACUUGAUUGUGGUUCCUCAGACACAACAAACAUUUCUCAAUAGGCAACAGGCCUAG
Molecule: messenger RNA, 1017 nt
Organism: Colletotrichum costaricense
Lineage: Eukaryota; Fungi; Ascomycota; Sordariomycetes; Glomerellales; Glomerellaceae
Product: inorganic pyrophosphatase
Exons: 7
Coding region: 1-1017 (338 amino acids)
Biological process (GO): phosphate-containing compound metabolic process
Cellular component (GO): cytoplasm; nucleus
Molecular function (GO): magnesium ion binding; inorganic diphosphate phosphatase activity
Source: RefSeq, a predicted model, not a curated record